Messenger RNA from Aureobasidium vineae, 2419 nucleotides. Lineage: Eukaryota; Fungi; Ascomycota; Dothideomycetes; Dothideales; Saccotheciaceae. The record is from the annotation of a GenBank genome assembly.
CGAGAACUGUCACGUACACUUUGACGACAAGACUCUGCAGAGAGAAAGGACAAAAGAGUCCAUGGGUUCGCGCAAGAAGUCCGUCGCUGAAAAGGAAGCCGAUAGCGAGUCUGUAUGGUCUGAUGAGCCGUAUGGUUUGGAAGAGCGCGAUUUUAAGAAGAAGCAGGUUUGUGGUUAUCUUAUUCGAUGGACUCUACUAUACCUUGCGUAUCAGUCAACGGGUGUGAUCUAUGGAGAUAUCGGCACCAGUCCUCUAUAUGUUUACUCGUCGACAUUUAGCUCUGAACCCUCGAGAGAUGACCUUCUUGGUGCACUGUCGUUAAUCAUCUGGUCGUUGACUUUAAUCGUCACAGUCAAAUAUGUGUUGAUUGUCCUGGCCGCCGACGAUGAAGGAGAGGGAGGCACAUUUGCUAUAUNNAUUAUGAAAAGAGACCCUCGAACAUACCACGCCAUAAAGAUGGAACGCUACCCCAAUGCCGAGCUUCCCAAACAGAGUCGCAGUAUCAGAAACUGGCUCGAGAAUAGCAGAGUUGCACAUGCAAUCUUGAAGAUAUUGGCUGUGUUUGGCGUGAGUCUGAUCAUCGCAGACGGUAUCCUUACACCCGCACAAUCCGUGCUCGGAGCUAUCCAGGGAUUGACAGUAGUUGACCCUGACAUUGGUAGUUCAACUGUCAUCGGUGUCAGUUGUGCUAUUCUCGUCUUGCUGUUUCUCUUACAGCCCCUCGGCAUUCAGAAGCUGGCUAGUUGCUUUGCUCCGAUCGUCAUACUCUGGCUCACGUUCAAUGCAUCGUUCGGUAUCUAUAAUCUUGUUAUGCACGAUUGGACAGUCCUGAAAGCCUUCUCUCCUUACUUUGCAGGCCUCUACUUCAUGCGGCUCAGGAAGGAAGGGUGGCUGUCGCUUGGUGGCAUCUUGCUCUGCUUUACAGGUGUCGAGGCUCUAUUUGCUGAUCUCGGUGCUUUUAGCAAACGUCAACAGCNNGCCAUACAGAUCUCGUGGCUUUGUCUCACCUUCCCGUGUCUGCUUUUGGCAUAUAUCGGACAAGCAGCAUACAUUUCACGCAUCCCAUCGGCGUACUCGAACCCCUUCUUCGAGACUGUGCCUCCGGGCAUGUUCUAUCCUUCUCUGGUCCUCUCGAUUCUUGCCGCCAUUGUUGCUUCUCAAGCGCUCAUCACCAGCACUUUCCAACUCCUCAUACAACUUAUGCACUCUUCCUACUUCCCUCAGAUCAAGGCCGUAUACACUAGUACCGCCUUCCAUGGACAAGUUUAUAUCCCCCUUGCGAAUUGGCUCAUGAUGAUUGGUACUGUCAUCGUCACUGCUGUGUAUAGCAACCUUGGCCAUGCCUAUGGUGUCUGCGUCAUCCUCGUCACGUUCAUUACCACAAACCUGGUGACUCUCGUAGCCUUGAUCGUCUGGAAGAAGAACNCCUUCCUCGUCUUUGCUGUGUGGUUGCCUCUGGUCACCUUAGAUGGUCUCUACCUCUCCUCGGCUCUCACAAAAGUUCCCGAUGGUGCUUGGUUUACACUUCUUCUUGCGGUCCUCCUCGCCUCCUUCUUCAGCCUCUGGCGCUACGGCAAAGAAAAGCAAUGGACCACCGAAGCCAAGAAUCAGGCCCAGCUCUCCGAACUGGUAGCCUACUCCGCAAACAAUCUUUCUUCCUCCACCGCGACCCCUGACCCAUCUGCCAAAAAGACAUUCCACCUCUCCUGGCGACACGGAGGCGGCGACUUGACAGAAACAAAAGGCAUGGGUAUCUUCUUUGACAAGUCCGGCACCGAUAUCCACGUCCCCCAGGUCUACGAACACUUUAUCACAAAGUUUGAAGCCCAGAUGCAGGUUGUGGUGUUUUUGCACCUGCGCGCGUUGUCGGAACCUCAUGUCCACGAAGAAGAUCGCUAUACCAUUGCACGCACACCUCUGCCAAAUGUCUAUCGCAUGACCAUUCGCUACGGCUAUGUCGACAGAGUGGUAACCCCCGAUCUAGGCAAACUCGUCUACGAGCAAGUGCGCAUGGCCAUCGUACGUGGCACAGUAAUCAACAGACCCAAACCCACAGUACCCGAAACCGUUAUCCAGAGUGCACGCAACACUAUCCACGACGACGGAGAUAUGGAUCCCCAUGCCACUUCCACCAUCACCACUUUCGCCCCUGAAGUUGAAGUUAGUGAUGAGAAUCAUACUUCUGGGGCUACUGCAUUGGUUACCUCUCGUCGUUUGCGUGCCUUGGAUGAUGCGUUUAAGACGCAAACGCUGUAUUUGGUUGGCAAGCAGCAGUUGAGGGUAUAUGAAGACACAACCAUGGUGAAGAAGGCACUACUUGCGGCCUUCCUUUUCGUCAGGGAGAACACUAGAGCCAAGGUUGCACAGCUCGAUGUGCCGGUUGAGAAAUUGGUGGAGGUCGGGUUUGUUGGCGAGAUG